AUGUCAAAAGACAACGAAAGUCAGUGGUUGGGACAUUUGCAUUGCUUUAGAAACAACCUAAAUGAUACGAUUGAGUCACUGGAAGUUCAACCAAGAGAUGUCAACUCUGUAGAGAGAGACUCGGAUAUCAAGGAACAGGAAACAGAAUUAAGGGGAUCCAUUAAGAAGAUUCAGCACAGAAGAGGGAUGCAAGGACUGAAUGCUGUGGCAGAAUUAGCAAUGGGACAGAAGUUUCAAGAAGAGGAACUAUUGAUGACACAGGAAAGCAAUCCUUUGAGAUCAGAGCUAGAGGAGGUGCAAAGAAAAUUUGAUGAACUUAAUAAAAAAUAUGAUGCCAUGAGAGAAGAGCGAGAUGAUCUUCAGAGGGACAGAGACAAGUUAUUAGGCUUGCAGAGAAGAAUGAAUAUAACAUUGGCCAAAGAGACAGGAAUUCAAAAUGCUUACUUGGAACUUACACAAGAAAGUGAUUCUUUGAGAUUAGAGCAUGUGGAAUUGAAAAUUAAAUAUGAUGAACUUAAAAGAGAAUGUGGUGCCCUGAAAGGAAAGUUAAAUGACAUCACAGAGAAGUGUGAUGUUCUGUCGAAGGAAAAAGAUGAGUUAGUAGACCUGGAGGGUAGAUUGAAAGUAAUGUUGGAUGAAGAGUCAGGUAUUCUAAAAGCUCACAUGAUAUUGACCCAUGAUAGAGAUACGUUGAAAGCAGAGAACAAGGAUUUGAAACAUAACAAAGAAUGCAGUAAUGAAAGGAUUAAUUUGGUAAUGACCCGGGAAACAGAUAAUCUUAGUUCAAAGCUAGAGGAACGGGAAAAAGAACUUGAUGAAUUGAAACGAGAAUGUCUUACUCUAAAGGAGAAUUUAAAUGCCAUGAGAUAUGAGCGUGAUGCUCUACAGGGAGAAAAGGAGAAGUUAGAAAGCCUGGAGGACAGAAUGAAUGUGGCAUUGCAGGAAAACUCAAGUAUUCAGGAGGUUCACAUCCUAACGAUCCAGGAGAGAGAUACUUUGAGAUCAGAACGAGAUGAACUGGAAAAUAUACUUGAUGAAUUGAAACGAGAAUGUCUUACUCUAAAGGAGAAUUUAAAUGCCAUGAGACAUGAGCGUGAUGCUCUACAGGGAGACAAGGAGAAGUUAGAAAGUCUGGAGGACAGAAUGAAUGUGGCAUUGCAGGAAAACUCAAGUAUUCAGGAUGCUCACAUCGUAACGAUCCAGGAGAGAAAUACUUUGAGAGCAGAGCGAGAUGAACUGGAAAAUAAACUUGAUGAACUGAAACGAGAAUAUCUUACUCUAAAGGAGAAUUUAAAUGCCGUGAAAAGUGAGCGUGAUUUUUUCAGAUAUAAGUUAGGAAGUAUGGAAUUUAAAAUGAAAAGGGCGUUGGAAGAAAAGUCAAGAAUGGAAAAUAAUCUUUAUGAGGUGAAACGAGAGUGUCUUGCCCUGAAGGAAACUUUAAAUGAAAUUAUAGAAGAACGUGAUGCUUUAGAGAGGGACAUAUAUAAGUCAGCAGGCCUGGAGGGCAAAUUGGAAAAGAUGUUGGAAGAGAAGUCAAAAAAUGAAAAGGCUUAUUAUGUAAUGAUCCAGGAAAGAGAUUUUCUAACUUCAAAGCUAGAGGAACGGGGAAGAAAACUUUUUCAAAUGAGACGAGAAUGUCUUACGCUAAAGGAAAAUUUAAGUACCAUAAGAGACGAGUGUGAACUUCUCAGAGAUGUGUUUCGCGGCAUGGAAGUUAAAAUGAAAAGGGCGUUGGAAGAAAAGUCAAGAGUUCAAAAUGGUCAAUUGAAACUGAUCCAGGAGAGAGAUGAAAUGGAAAAUAAUCUUGAUGAGGUGAAACGAGAGUGUCUUGCUCUGAAGGAAAAUUUACACGCCAUAAGAGAAGAGCGUGAUGAUCUACAGAAGGACUUAGAUAAGUUUGUAGAGCUGGAGAGAAGAUUGAAAAUGAUAUUGGAUGAAAAGUCAAGAAUUGAAAGGGCUAAUUUGGCAAUGACCCAGGAAAGAUAUAAUUGGAGUUCAAAGUUAAAUGAAUUGAAACGAGAAUAUAUUGUUCUAAUGGAAAACUUUAAUGCCAUGAAAGUUGAGUGUGCCGCUCUACUGAGUGACAAAGAUAAUUUACUUGGCCUGGAUGAUAGAUUGAAAAAGACGUUGGAUAAAAACUCAAACGUUCAAAAUACUCGAUUGAAACUGAUCCUGGAGAGAGAUACUUUAAGGUCAGAGCGAGAUGAACUGGAACAUAAUUUCGAUGAACUCAAUCGAGAAUAUCUUACCCUGAAGGAAAAUUUAAAUGCCAUUAGAGAAGAACGUGAUGCUCUCCAGUGGCACAAAGAAAAGUUAACAAGCCUGGAGGGCAGAAUGAAAAAAACUUUGGACGAAAAUUCACGUAUUAAGAAGGCUAAUUUAUUAUUGGUCCAGGAGAGAGAUUCUUUGAAAUCAGAGCGAAAUGAACUUGGAAAAAGUUUAGAUGAACUGAAACAGGAAUGUCUUUCCCUGAAACAGAAUAUAAAUGCUAUAAUAAAUGAGGGUGAGAGUCUUCAGAUGGGCGAGGAUGAAUUAUUAGGCCCCCAGGGUAGAAUAGACAUGACGAAGUCUGGUAAUCUAAACGCUGACUCUAUAGUGACCCAGAAAAGAAAGAAUUUGAGGUCAGAGUACAAAGAAAUUGACGCUAAUUUUGAUAGAGUUAUAAGUAAGAUACGUGCUCUAAAGGGAAAUUUAAAAGCCAUUAUAAAAGAAUGUAAUAGUCUUCAAAUUGACAAUAUUAAAUUAAUGAACUGUGCGGGUAGAAGGAAAAUGUUGGAUAAACUCCGGAGAAUUCAAGAGGCUCACUUGCUGUUGACUUGUGAGAAAGAUACUUUAAGAAGGGGGCACAACACGGUGAAUGUUAAAUUUGAUGAACUUGAGAAGAAAUGUAGCUCUAUGAAAAGAACUUUGAAUGCUAUUAGAGAAAAAUGUGCUGCCCUUCACUGGGACAAAGAGGAGUUAGUACAGCUACAUGCUAUAUUUUUAGAGAUGCUGGAUGGAGAGUCCAUUAUUGAGGAGCCUCAAAUGAGGGUGACCUCGGAAGAGGAGGGUUUAAAAUCAAAGUACAAUGAAUUGAAAGCUCGUUACAAGGAACUUGAAACGAAAUAUACUUCCGUGGCAGAGCGUUUGAAUGUUAUUAGAGAAGAGCGUGAGUCUCCGCAGAGAAACAGAGAUAAGUUAGUAGGUGUGGACGGUAGGAUGAAUAUGAUCUUGGAUGAACAUUUGAGCGUUCAGAAUGAUCACUUGUUACUGAACCAGGAAAGAAAUGAUUUGAGAUCAAAACAAGGAAGUGAAUGUCCAUAUUUCUGGACGAGAUGUAAUGCCCCGAAACAAAAUUUAAAGAUAAAUUAGCAGGUCUGGAAGCUGAAAUGAAAAUUAUGGUGAACACGAAAAAAGAUGCUUACGUGUUAUUGACUCAGUAAUGGAAGUCAACCCAGAAAUGCCAAGAAUCAAAUAAGUCAUUUUAUUCCAGCCUGCUCUACUGUGUAAAUUGGAGGUUAGCCCAAAAUAUAUACUAUAAGUAAGUGUGCUAUGGUGAUAUGUGUUGCCUCACUCCCUCUUCACUCACUUUACACUCACCUUACUACACUCACAGAGUUGGAUUAAGUUGGACGCAGCUUCAGUCAUUGGGUUCAGGUGGACGCAGUUGCUCUCAAUGUCAUCUAACAAUGACUUCGAAGUAUUGGGCGCCAGCUCACACAUAGGUGAACACAAGAUCAUUCACAGGGUCGUUAAAUGGACCUUGGCUCCAACAACAGAGUCCACAAAUCAAAGACAACAAUCGCACAAAUCCUUGACACUUCAUUAUAAUGUACGAGUUACAUGGUUGAAUUGUAUCUGAAACUUUUAUUAGGUACAGCCCUUUGUUAUGUGCGAGACGCGUGACGCACGUCUUUCUUAUUUGAGAGCCAGGACGAGUCUGUCUGAAACAAAGAACUCUGUAGGAUAGCAAGCUAUUAUUAGUAUGAUGUCACAUUGGGUAACUAACAAUUCUGAUUGGCUGUACCACCGGGAAGUCCCUAGCUAACUGCUUAUGAAGCUUGCAUUAUACAUCUCCAAGCAACAGGGGAACUCUGGAAUUAUAAAACUCAAGUCAUGCAACAUUGCGUAAUCUUCUACUUGGUAUGUAGUGCAUAGCGUAAUAUAACGCGUAAUAAUAUAUGUAAUUUUACAAAUUCUUAACUGAUUAAACCUCAUAAAAAUGCAAUGAUUAUCACAAAAUUAAUUGUAUGCAUAAAAUUUGUGAAAUAUAUUAUUAAAAAGGAACAAUUGGUUAUAUAUGAAUUUUAGUAUGUUGGCUCGGUUAUAGUUACUCAUGAUGUCAUAGGAUGUCUUGUUGCGAUCACAAAAUUACACUAAAUAUUUACGAUGUGGAAUGUCAUGUAGUUAUUUCUCAUAAAAAUGACUAAUGUUUAGAGCAGUACUAAAUGACUCUUUCAGUUGAUUUACUUCUGUCAUUUUGUAGAAGGCAAACUGGCAACUUCAAAAGGUUGGCUGCUGCUGCUGCUCUAAGAGAACACACAUUUAUGUGGUUACAAACAUCAGACUUGUUCACGUUUUCUUUAGUUCACUAUGCUCCACUCUUUUACAUUAUAACCCUUGAGGGACAGUUUGAAAGAAAAAUGUCACUGGGUUAGCCCUUAGUUCUGCCAGGUUUUUCUCUUUGGUGGGCAGCCGGUUUCCCAAGGGGACAGCCCAAAAAUUUGCUUACAGACUUACAAUUAAGCCCCACAAGAUUAUUUUUACUAUUAAAAAUAUUUCAUUGUUGUUAAUAAUAUUUACCAAAGGCCCAUCACAAUCUCAUGGCACCUUUGACUAGUCCAGCCCAAACCAGAAGUAUGGUACCUGAGUUGGGUACAAACGGUUGCAGAGUUAACAUUGUUCUGUGUUGCGUGCAUCAUCCAAACAAGAAACUGAUUCAAUACUGCGUUUUUGGACUUUCUUAAUCGUCCAGUAUUCUAAAAAAGUAGAGAACACAAUGUUUCGAAAACUGGAUCUGU
This is a messenger RNA of Cryptotermes secundus, 5000 nucleotides long. Its product is annotated as trichohyalin-like. The coding region runs from base 1 to 3351 and encodes 1116 amino acids. The transcript has 3 exons. The record is from RefSeq and is a predicted model, not a curated record. NCBI's taxonomy places the organism in Eukaryota, Metazoa, Arthropoda, Insecta, Blattodea, Kalotermitidae.